AUGGCCGGCGGAGGAGGAAAUAUCAAGGUGGUGGUGAGAGUGCGGCCGUUUAACAGUAGAGCAAAAUGUAUCGUGCAGAUGAAGGGCAACCAGACGGUGCUCACGCCACCGCCGGGCGCCGAUGAGAAGCUUCGCAAGACGGGCUCGAAGGGGGCCCCCGAGGGCCCCAAGACGUUCGCGUUUGACCGGUCGUACUGGUCCUUCGACAAGACCGACUCGAACUACGCCGGACAGGACAAUUUGUUUGAUGAUCUGGGGGUGCCGUUGCUGGACAAUGCCUUCCAAGGCUACAACAAUUGUAUUUUCGCGUACGGACAGACCGGCUCGGGCAAGUCAUACUCGAUGAUGGGAUACGGCAAGGAGUUUGGUGUGAUCCCGCGAAUCUGCCAGUCCAUGUUUGAACGCAUUACCGCCAUUCAGCAGGACAAGAAUCUGGGUUGCACCGUCGAGGUCUCCUACCUCGAGAUCUACAACGAGCGCGUUCGUGACCUGCUGAACCCGUCUAACAAGGGCGGUCUCAAGGUCCGCGAGCACCCAUCGACCGGUCCCUACGUGGAAGAUCUCGCCAAGCUCGUCGUGCGAUCCUUUGACGAGAUCGAGAACCUGAUGGACGAAGGUAACAAGGCGCGAACCGUCGCCGCGACCAACAUGAACGAAACUUCGAGUCGAUCCCACGCCGUCUUUACCUUGACCCUCACCCAGAAACGACACGACGCCGAGACUUCAAUGGAUACUGAGAAGGUGGCUAAGAUCAGUCUGGUCGAUCUGGCCGGUUCGGAGCGAGCAACGUCGACGGGCGCGACAGGUGCGCGGUUGAAGGAGGGCGCCGAGAUCAACCGCUCGCUCUCAACACUCGGUCGAGUCAUCGCGGCUCUGGCGGAUUCCUCGACGGGCAAGAAGAAAGGGAACUCGCUGGUGCCGUAUCGUGAUUCCGUUCUCACCUGGUUGCUCAAGGACUCGCUGGGAGGUAACUCGAUGACCGCCAUGAUCGCCGCCAUCUCGCCGGCGGACAUCAACUUUGACGAAACCCUGAGUACCCUGCGCUAUGCCGACUCCGCCAAGCGUAUCAAGAACCAUGCGGUCGUCAAUGAGGACCCCAACGCACGGAUGAUCCGCGAAUUGAAGGAAGAACUGGCCCAGCUACGAUCAAAGCUAGGCGGCGGCAGCAGUGGCGGCAGCGGUGGUCUCCCUGCAGAAGAAUCAUACCCGCCCGACACGCCCCUCGAGAAGCAAAUGGUCUCGAUCCAAAAACCCGAUGGGACGGUGCAGAAGGUCAGCAAGGCGGAGAUCGUGGAACAACUGAAUCAGAGUGAAAAGCUGUACAAGGACCUCAACCAAACAUGGGAAGAGAAGUUACAGAAGACCGAGGAGAUCCACAAAGAACGCGAGGCUGCAUUAGAGGAGCUAGGAAUCAGCAUCGAGAAGGGUUUCAUCGGUCUGAGCACCCCGAAGAAGAUGCCGCAUUUGGUCAACUUGAGUGACGACCCUCUCCUGGCAGAGUGUCUCGUGUAUAACAUCAAGCCGGGCACGACGACGGUGGGCAACAUGGAUCAGGGAAACACCGUGGAGAUCCGACUGAAUGGAUCCAAGAUUCUCCACAACCAUUGCACAUUCGAGAAUGUAGACAACGCCGUCACUCUUGUGCCCAGUGAGGGCGCUGCUGUCAUGGUCAACGGGCUGCGUAUCGAUAAACCCAAGCGGCUCAGGAGCGGGUUUCGCAUCAUUCUGGGUGAUUUUCAUAUCUUUCGUUUCAACCAUCCGCAGGAAGCUCGUGCCGAACGAGUCGAACAGAGCCUGCUGCGCCAUUCCGUGGCCACCAGCCAACUUGGCUCGCCAGCACCCUCCAAGAUCCAGCACGACCGCUCAUUGAGCAAGACAGGCUCCGAGAUGGACGGCGAUUCAAGUCGUGCAGACUCGCCCAUGCCGUCGCAGCGCGGCCGCGAGUCAGACUGGUUCUACGCGCGCCGCGAGGCUGUGAGUGCCCUUCUGGGGCCGGACCACAUCUCGCACCUGCCGGACGGCGAGUUGGACGCACUCUUUGAAGACGUGCAGAAGAUCCGAGCUGUCCGCCGGGGCCUGGUGGACAACGACGAGGAUUCUGAUUCCCUGAAUUCGUUCCUCGUUCGCGACAAGUACAUGUCGAACGGCACGAUCGACAACUUCUCCCUUGACACGGCCAUCACGAUCCCUGGCACCCCGCGUCAAAACGAGGAGGAGGAUGGAGGAAACGGGGACUCGUCGAACUCGGCCCUGCAGUCUGUGCGCCAUGAGAUGCAACGACAGCUUGACAAACAGAAGGACGAGUACCGCGACCGACUACGGAAUGCCGAAGCGUCGCCGACUCAGGAUGUGGAGGAAUUGCGGCUCGAAAAGACACGCAUGGAAGAAGCACUGCAGACUGUGAAAGCGGAAUUUGAGCAGCAGCUUCAAAAGCAGAAGGAGGUGUUUGAGCUGCAGAUGAAGGAGAUGGGCAAACCGGUGCCCCGGAUCUACGAGAACGGGUUUGCCCGACUGGAACCGCACGAGAUCGAGCUGGCCCGGUCGGUCUUCCGUCACUGGUCGCAGCGUAACUACGUCCGGAUGGCGGAGAACGUCCUCCAGCAUGCGUCGCUGCUCAAGGAAGCCCAGGUGAUGAGCCAGAUCAUGGACAAGAACGUCGUCUUUCAGUUCGCCGUGAUCGACCACGGCCACAACAUGGCCUCGUCGUACGAUCUGGUGCUUAAUGGCAUCUCCGGGGACGAAGAUGUCGUUCUGGAUGAGGCUAAGAAGCCAUGCAUUGCCGUGCGUGUCAUCGACUUCAAGCAAUGUGUCAUCCACCUAUGGUCGAUUGAGAAGCUGCAGCGCCGCGUCCAGGCCAUGCGCCAGGUGCAUCAGUACAUCGACCGGCCGGACUACAUCCGACACUUUAAGCUUGAGAAUCCCUUCUCGGAGCCGUGUUCGCCGCAGUUCUCCCUCGUUGGCGAUGCCGAUAUCCCCCUGACGGCCGUAUUUGAGACUCGCGUGCAGGAUUUCUCGGUCGAGGUGGUCUCGCCGUACACGCAGAGCGUCGUGGGCAUCAUUCGUCUGUCUCUCGAGCCCUCGUCGGCGCAGGCCCCUUCUUCUACCCUCAAAUUCAACGUCGUCAUGCGUGACAUGGUAGGGUUCGCCGAGUGGGAGGGUACUGACGUGCACGCCCAGCUGUUCGUUCCCGGUAUCUCUGAAGAAGGUGGCGCAACGACCACGCAGAUGAUCGGGGGCUUUGACGAGAGCCCCAUCCGCUUCGAGAGCGUCCACAGUAUGAGUUUGCCCCUAUCGAGCCCGCGGACCGCCGCGCUCAAGGUGUGCGUCUACGCGCGGGUCACGCAGAUGCAUCUGGAUAAACUGCUCAGCUGGGACGAGAUGCGCGACUCGACCGAGGGGGCGUCGCCGCAUAAACGCCAGUCGCCCCGUAUCGCCGAGUCAGAGUUUUACUCGGAGGAACGACACGACGUCUUUGCGCGGCUCCAGAUCCUCGAGCUGACCGAGUCGGGCGAGUAUCUCCCCGUCGAGGUGGUCCAGAACAACAGUCUGGAUGUGGGCACCUACCAGCUGCACCAGGGUCUGCAGCGCCGCGUGCUGAUCAAUAUGACGUAUAGUUCGACCGAGUCUCUGCCCUGGGAUGAGAUCGCUAAUAUCCGGGUCGGCGCUGUCCGCCUACUCGACCCGUGGGGCAAGAUCCCGGAUCAGGACCUGCAAACCCCUGACGUGCCACUGAAAUUUGUGCAGCCACCGACGAUGAAGGACAACGCUGACGGCACCUCCAACGUGACGAUUGUCGGCCAGUGGGACUCGAGCUUGCACGGGUCUCUGUUGAUGGACCGCGUUACGGCCGACAAGUACCGGGUCCAAGUCACCGUCCGUUGGGACCUGAUCUCCUCGCGGCUGCAGGAACCAGUCGUCUUCGAGGCGGACCCGACGCUGCAGAUCCUCGGCCGCACAUACAUCCGUCCGCAGUCCAUGUUCAAGUCGUUCUGGCCAACGACACGCAUCGUCCACUCGACCGUCCGCAUGUUCUCGCUCGCCAUCCGCCCCGUGUCGGCCAAGCGGGCGGCGGACCUGUGGCGCAUGAACACGCAGAACGACUACGUCAAGGGCGAGGAGCUGCUCACUGCGUGGUCGCCUCGCCAGAUCUCGCUCAUCCGCGACUAUAUCACCGCUCGCAAGCGCCGGCAACGGCUGGCGGAGCUCCACGCGGCUCGCGGCUCGCUCAGCGCCGGCAGUCUCAUGCCGUCGCCCUCACCCGUCAGAGGCAGUGGCCGAUCCACUCCUCUUCGCACCCUCAUCAAUAAUAAUAGUAAUAAUAAUAGCAGCAAUGGCCUCAACGGUGGCAGAGAGCAGCUCACGGAGCGCAAAGCCGCGCUGCUGCGCAAGUACCUGGACCUCUGGGUCACCAAGAAGGAUCCCACCGACUCCAUCCUGGUUCGCAGCAAUACAGAACCCCCGGCGGGCGGCGCGGCGUUUGCCUGGCACGCGAAACCGCCCUCCUCCUCUGCCGCCUCUGCUGCCUCGGAAGCGGACCCGUCGAUGCUGAAGCCGCGGUACAUUGCGACGAUCCAGACGCUGCCCAAAAACCCGUCGGCCCUGAAGACGGGCUACCUGCUCACGCCCGAUGACACGAACAGCCACUGGGUGCGGCGGUUCAUCGAGCUGCGGCGGCCGUACCUACACGUCUACUCGGCCGAGGGGGAUGAGCUGAACGCCAUCAACCUGCGCAGCGCCCGUAUCGAUCACGCUCCGGACUUUGCUCGCCUGCUGGACGGGUCGGUCAAAGGGCGGCCGAACGUGUUCGCCGUCUACGGCACCCAGAACACGUUCCUCUUUGGUGCUCGCACCGAGGCGCAGAAGGUCGAGUGGAUCUUGAAGAUUGACGAGAGCUACUUUAGCAACGGGCGGCGGGAGUCGAAUUAA
This is a messenger RNA of Penicilliopsis zonata CBS 506.65, 4926 nucleotides long. RefSeq lists its product as hypothetical. The transcript has 2 exons. Gene Ontology annotation, molecular function: microtubule motor activity; ATP binding; ATP hydrolysis activity. Gene Ontology annotation, cellular component: kinesin complex; microtubule. Gene Ontology annotation, biological process: microtubule-based movement; cytoskeleton-dependent intracellular transport. The record is from RefSeq and is a predicted model, not a curated record. Lineage: Eukaryota; Fungi; Ascomycota; Eurotiomycetes; Eurotiales; Aspergillaceae. The coding region runs from base 1 to 4926 and encodes 1641 amino acids.